This is a messenger RNA of Trichoderma virens Gv29-8, 1461 nucleotides long. RefSeq lists its product as uncharacterized. Gene Ontology annotation, cellular component: membrane. Gene Ontology annotation, biological process: transmembrane transport. The coding region runs from base 1 to 1461 and encodes 486 amino acids. The record is from RefSeq and is a predicted model, not a curated record. The transcript is spliced from 6 exons. NCBI's taxonomy places the organism in Eukaryota, Fungi, Ascomycota, Sordariomycetes, Hypocreales, Hypocreaceae. Gene Ontology annotation, molecular function: transmembrane transporter activity.
AUGUUGAGUUACGACAUUGUAUUGAAUACAAUUGUAGACCCGGAUGCGGGCUUGUCUGAUGAAGAGAGGGCGGCGAAUGAACGGCGAUUACUACGGAAGCUGGACUUGACUCUCAUCCCAUGGCUCACGCUUCUGUAUCUCAUGUGCUUCCUCGAUCGCACAAACAUCGGCAACGCCAAGGUGGCCAACCUCACCAAGGACAUUCCCAUGACGACAUCUCAAUACAAUGCGUCCCUCACAAUCUUCUUCAUCUCCUAUGCCAUCUUUGAAGCUCUGGCCAAUUUCUUGCUCAAGAGAUCCCGCCCCUCCAUCUUCAUUCCCGUCAUCAUCAUUCUUUGGGGCGCAUGCAUGCUUGGAAUGGGCUUUAUCAAGAACUGGUCUGGCCUCAUGGCUGCACGAUGGUUCCUCGGUGCUGCCGAGGCCGGUCUGUUUCCCGGUGUCAACUACUACCUCUCGUGCUGGUACAAGCGUAACGAAUUCGGUGUCCGGGCGUCCAUCUUCUUCUCCGCCGCCGCCCUGGCCGGCUCCUUUGGAGGUCUCCUUGCGGCUGCCAUUGAGAAGCUGGACGGCAAGAGAGGCAUCGCUGGAUGGGCCUGGAUCUUCAUCAUCGAGGGUGCAUUGACCAUUCUCGUUGGCGUCAUCUCCUUCUUCAUGGUGCACGACUUCCCCGAUGAGGCCAAAUUCCUGUCCAAGGACGACCGCAUGCGUGUGCUGUACCGUCUCAAGCAGGACAAGCAGAGCUCCGCUGAGCACGAAUCCUUCAAGAUGGAAUACUUCUGGGCGGCCAUCAAGGACUGGAAGACGUACGUUGGCAUGCUCAUCUACAUGGGUCCUCUGAUGCCUCUGUACUCAUUCAGUCUGUUUUUGCCUUCCAUCAUCCAGAACAUGAAGUUCACCACCAAGACUGCAGUCAUCAGGAAUCAGCUGCUCAGUGUGCCGCCCUAUGCCGUGGCCGCCGUUGCUACCGUCGCAGCAGGACUCUGGUCCGACAAGAUCCAAAGAAGAGCCAUCUUCAACAUUACCAUCCCGCUCGUUGGCAUUGCGGGCUUCAUCAUGCUGAUGGCGUCGACCAACCCAGCCGUGCAGUAUGCUGGCACAUUCCUGGGAGCUGUGGGCAUCUACCCAUGCAUCCCCAUCACCAUUGCCUGGGUCGCCAACAACGUCGAGGGCGUCUACAAGCGCGGUAUCGUGCUGGGCUUUGUCAUUGGAUGGGGCAACAUUAAUGGUGUUGUGAGCAGCAAUAUCUAUUUCAACGCACCGCGCUACCUGGAGGGCCACGGCACCAUUAUUGGCUACCUGUUUAUUGGUGUGGUUGGCGGCAGCAUCUUGAUGGCCACGCUGCUCAGCCGAGAGAACAAGAGACGACUGAACGGAGAGCGAAACCACUGGACCGAGGGCAAAACGCAGAAGGAGAUUGAGGCUAUGGGCGACAUGCGCCCCGACUUUAUGUACACCAUCUGA